AUGUUACGAGAUGCCCCUUUUCGUGCAUCUUGGAUACAGGAUUAUAAACGAGAGUGCAAGAAUCUUGAAGAAGUUGUCACAAGGAUACUUGGUCCAAAGCUUGAAAAGAACAUUUUGGCCCAAUUGAUGCCGAAGCACACAAGCACACCAACUUAUUAUCAAUUGGUCAAGACCCAUAAGUUGGUUCGGAGCGAGCUCGAUGGUACUGUGGACACUACGUCCAUCAAGACAAGGCCAAUAGUUGCAUCCUGUGGCGGACCGACAGACAGAAUCAGCUGGUUCUUACAACGGAUCCUCUGCCCACUGCUUCAACAUGUCUCUUCCCAUCUCAAGAAUGUAAGACAAUUCCUGGAGCAACUGAGGCAGUGUAAUUUUCAACAACAAACCACGACUGCUCUAUACACGAACGUUGAUACGCAAAGAGCUGUGGAGUCUUGCAUUCGUCUUUUACGCCUACAUCAUCAAGAACUUCAGCUUUUUGACCUCAAUAUCAACGACAUGGAAGAGCUUCUACGGACAGUGGUGGAAGUGAAUAUAUUCCGUUUCCGGAAUCGAUUUUAUAAGCAGAAACGAGGACUCGCUAUGGGAAGCAGACUGGCUCCGUUGCUCGCGAUUGUGUUCAUGGAUAGCCUUGAACGACAAGCUCUGUCAUCAGGAAUAUUAUAUUUUGGACGAUACAUCGAUGACAUCUUUAUCGUCGGCAAAACAAGAGCUGCUUUGCGAGAGACGUUUUCUAAGUUGAAUUCAGCGCAUGAGUCGAUACAACUGACAUCGGAAGAACCUUCGCCAGACGGAUUUCUACCAUUUUUAAACACGAAAGUCAGAAUCAUGGACGGUCAAAUCAGUGCAAUGUGGUAUAAGAAAGGGGCAUCUCGUAACAUCUUGAUACACGCCCGUAGCUGCCACCCUCUCCACAUGGUAAGACUGGAAUUGGUCGAGGUGAUGACCGAAGUGGAUGAAAUAUUGCGGCAAAACGGUUAUAAAAGAGGACAACACCGUACUUGGAAACCGUGUCGAUCACCAUCUGGCACCCCUCUCUUACUACCCUUUAUCACCGAUGAGUUCGCUAUGGACAUAGGAUGCCGCUGU
Ostertagia ostertagi is the source of this 1089-nucleotide messenger RNA. NCBI's taxonomy places the organism in Eukaryota, Metazoa, Nematoda, Chromadorea, Rhabditida, Trichostrongylidae. The record is from the annotation of a GenBank genome assembly.